AUGGCGUCCAGUGAAAAUUUGCAGUCGCGGGGUAACAUGAAAAUUGAGAAAAUAUUGGAAUGUAUAUCGUUAAUUAAACAGUUGAAAGAAAACAAAUGUUGGGACAAAUGUCCAUUAUUUGUGCAAUUUAACAAAGUUAUUGAAACUGUUGAAAAUAAUAAAGCUGAUAUUAUUUCAUUAAAAAACGUUAUUAAAACUGCUGAUAUUAAUAAACCAGAAGUAAAUACAUUGAAAAAUAAACUAAAUUCUAAUGUUGUAAGUGACUACAGUACUGAAAUGACAAACAAGGAGGGACAAAAGAAAAAUGUCAGUAGUUCUCUGUGGUCAGACAUAGCAAAGAGAAACCAGCAACAACCCAACAAACAAACUGGAAAAAAGACAACUAUGAAAAUAAUUGGUAAAAAAGUUUCAAAUGAUUGCAAACUGAAGGCAGAUAAAAUCUUAAUGAAAAAGUCUGUGUUCUGUUUAAGCAAUGUCAGCAAGUGCCACAGAAAUGAUGUGAUGGCCUACCUAACCGACAAUGCUUCUACAGCCGACGUCAAUAACAAUAAUAGUCAAACUGAGAAUAAAAAAACAGAUGAAGAAGAAUCCAGUACGUUUAGAGUUUGCAUCGAUAGCUCUGAUUCUAAGAAAAUGAAAGACCCUGACAUAAUGCCUCAGCCCAUUAUAGUACGCGAGUGGCAAUUCAAUAAGAAACCAGAAACAAUUGUCGAUCAAACAAAUAAGAUGGAUAACAUGUUGAUAAUGAUGAGGACAGCAGUGAUGAUGAAGAAAAAGACAAUUUAA
This is a messenger RNA of Helobdella robusta, 786 nucleotides long. RefSeq lists its product as hypothetical. Lineage: Eukaryota; Metazoa; Annelida; Clitellata; Rhynchobdellida; Glossiphoniidae. The record is from RefSeq and is a predicted model, not a curated record. Bases 1 to 786 code for a protein of 261 amino acids. The transcript has 5 exons.